This is a messenger RNA of Clupea harengus (Atlantic herring), 3028 nucleotides long. RefSeq names its product riboflavin transporter 2-like. The record is from RefSeq and is a predicted model, not a curated record. Gene Ontology annotation, biological process: riboflavin transport. Lineage: Eukaryota; Metazoa; Chordata; Actinopteri; Clupeiformes; Clupeidae. Gene Ontology annotation, cellular component: plasma membrane. Gene Ontology annotation, molecular function: riboflavin transmembrane transporter activity.
UCUACAACCAGGAAGGAGAGAGAGAGAGAGAGAGAGAGAGGGGGGAAGAGAGAGACAGAGCACAUGGCUGACUGCCUUUGAAAAGACAUUUGUGCUGCCGGCCGGCAAGUUUUGAGGGCGUGUAGGGCAGACGGGGAAGCCUGCGCCUGCGUAGUGCUUUCGUACGAGGUCAGGUGCACACACACAUAGGGAACUAGCGCGCUAAGACUGAGAGAGGGAUGGGGGAGGGAAGGCAGCUACCUCACACGCACACAUGCUAGCUGAUGUAACCAUGAAAAUCCACUAAUCACAAUGGAGAGAGAUAUUUCCCAGGGGACGGCCCAGAGGUAGAAAUCACCCACGCGAGAUUCAUAGAAAAAAAAAACACUUUGCCUGCCAACAUGUCGCUGCUGACACACGUGCUGGCGUGCCUGUUUGGCGUGGGCUCGUGGGUAGCCAUCAACGGGAUGUGGGUCGAACUGCCUCUGAUAGUCCCUGAACUCCCAGAGUACUGGUACCUGCCCUCCUACCUGACGGUCAUCAUCCAGAUGGCCAACAUCGGCCCCUUGUUCGUCACCCUCAUGCACCGCUUCAAGCCCGGGGCCCUGGAUGAGAGGCCCGUCAUCUACGGCAUCGUGGGGCUGGGCGUGGUGGCCACCUUCCUGCUGGCCUUCCUCUGGAAGCGCCGCACGGUUGUGGGUGACACGGAGCACAGCGUGGCGCUGCUGGUGCUCAGCUUCCUGCUGUCGGUGGUGGACUGCACCUCCUCGGUGACCUUCCUGCCCUUCAUGAUGCGGCUGCCGCCCCAGUACCUCACCACGUACUUCGCCGGGGAGGGCCUGAGCGGGCUCAUCCCCGCGCUGGUCGCGCUCAUCCAGGGGGUCGGGAUGGUGCAGUGCCGCAACGCCACCAUAGGGCUCCAGGGCAACGAGACCCAGCUGGGGAACUACAGUGGGGAUUCUGGAGCAGGGGAGCUCCAGGCCCACUACCAGCCGGCCAACUUCUCGGCGCAGACCUUCUUCCUGUUCCUCAGCGCCAUGAUGGUGGUGUGCCUGGCCGCCUUCCUGCUGCUCAACUACCACCCGCACGUGGCCAGGGAGCACAAAAGCCAGCGCUACCUCAGCGGGCCAGGGGUUGGCGGGGAGAAGGGAGAGGUGGGGCUGGGUCUCCAGAGUGCUGCCCCCCCGGAGCAGAAGCCCAUGCUGGAUAACCCGGAGGACCGGGCGGUGGAGCCCCGGAGCAGCUUCGGGAAGGGGACCUACUGCAGGCUCGAGGUGGUGUUCAUCUUCAUGGUGCUGGCUUGGGUGAACGCGCUGACCAAUGCCGUGCUCCCGUCAGUCCAGUCCUAUUCCUGCCUGCCGUACGGCAAUCAGGCAUAUCACCUGGCAGCCACCAUGGCAGCUGUAGCCAACCCAGUGGCCUGCUUCAUCGCCAUGUUUGCUCCCAUCAGGUCUCUGACGCUGAUGGCACUCCUCACGCUGACUGGCACAGGCUUUGGGGCGUAUAUCAUGGCCAUGGCUGCUCUUAGUCCCUGUCCUCUACUGGUCCACAGUCCCACAGGGACAGCUAUGAUUGUCAUUACAUGGAUAUUGUUUGUCCUCACACUCUCCUACGUGAAGGUGAUCAUUGGCAUCAUUCUGCGAGAUGAGGGCCACAGCGCUCUCGUGUGGUGUGGAGCUGUAGUGCAGCUAGGCUCCAUGGUUGGUGCCAUGUCCAUGUUCCCUCUGGUCAGCGUGUAUGGAUUCUUCACCUCAGGAGACCCCUGUAACACCAAGUGCCCCAAAUAAUCACUGAUACGGAUGCACUGAUAUCUCAUUUAAAAAAAAAUAACUGAUUGAGUCCUUUUUGGGAGGUCUGAUAACUGCAUUAAGUCAUUAGGGCUGGCAACCUGCUGUAUUUGUGGUUCUUUGAUAGCACAGACAAUGUAUUACUAUUCCAAAGAAUGUGAUUACAACAGAUGCUUAUCCUCUGAACUAUAACUAAGGUAGAGAUUGAAAAGCUCAGGUGUAGAAAGUCAAAGUCCUUUUCUCCAUUUUCCAGUUGUAUCAAUUUAAAAAAUUUGAGGCAUUUCUUCCUAAACCUGGAUUUUUCACUUCUGCACAUGAUAUUGUAACCACAAGCAGUAGAGUGCUUAUUAAGAUCCAUAAUAGAUCCGAAUGUGUCAGUUACACACAAUGGGUAAUUCCAGGACACUUGGUCAUAUAAGGCUGAAUGGUCAACACAGAUAUUGUUACUAGCUAAAAGCUACAGUGCCUUAAUUUAUGAGUUGUUAUUGUAAGGUUUAAAGCUAUAUAUUUGAACAGUUUACACGACCAUGUUCUAUGGUUUUAUGUGUCUAUUUUGAUAUUUGCUGGUGUUUUUCUAUGUGUUGCCUUUUUUUUUCAAUACAUGUCAAAUUUGAUUCCUUGGUUUCAUUUUCAAGUGGAUUUCUGCUGAUGUUGUGUGUAGAUGACUCCACCACCUGCACCCUCUUUCACCGAACCGAAUACUAACAUUUACAGUAUACUCAUGCAUUCACCUGCCCGCUUUUCACUGUUUCACCGAACUGAAUACUAACAUUUACAGUAUACUCAUGCAUUCACCUGUAUUUCCCUACAGACAAAAUGUGGAACAUAUUCUAUUCCACAAAACUAAAUAUAUGGAUAUUUGUAAGAAGUAGUCAAAUUUGAUUAAGUUCAAUGAUCUUAUGCAGUCUACCACAUUCUCCAGAAGGUGUCAGUAUAGUCCAUAUUAUAAUACUCUAACCGACUGAAUGACAGAAUUUGACAGUUUAAAUGCACCUUUUCCCUUUUAGCCAGAGCUGAAGUUCUUUUUGAAUACUGAAAAUUACCAUUGUCUCUCCUCAGAAAUCUAAUACAUAUGGGAAGCAAAAAAAAAAUGAUAUAUGGAUUGAUAGCUGUAUUUUUUGAAGCAUUUAUAGGACAUCCAACCAAAACUCAAGUACAUGGCCUUAGAAAGAAAAAAAAUGAGCUCCAGAACGUAUUGUGCAAGCUUUAAUGAUUAAUAUGCUAUACAUCCUGAAUAAAACAAUGGGUUUUGGAUCUUAAAA